Messenger RNA from Perca flavescens (yellow perch), 1156 nucleotides. RefSeq lists its product as uncharacterized. The record is from RefSeq and is a predicted model, not a curated record. The coding region runs from base 107 to 718 and encodes 203 amino acids. NCBI's taxonomy places the organism in Eukaryota, Metazoa, Chordata, Actinopteri, Perciformes, Percidae. The transcript is spliced from 7 exons.
CUCAAAUUUCCCCACUUCCUCUUUCGCCCCAGAACAUUCCCGUCCGUUUAUCAUUCACACCACUUCUCUGGAUGAAAAACUAAAACAAGCGUAAAGUUCACUGGCAAUGGAGGGAACUGAAUCAACCGCUAGAGAGAGAACAACAGGAAGGGAUGGGAGUCAGGCGCCCAAUGACACGCUGCUGAUGUCCAGCAAACCUCUGCAUCGCUUCAUCCAAAAAGAGCCCAGAAGUCUUGGGAUUGUCAUUCUGAUCUUUGGCUGUGCAGAGCUUCUGAUGGGAUUUCAGCUGUCCAAAGAAAACGAGCACACUUCUUUUGCAAUCUACAUUCCCUUCUGGCAGGGAGUUCUGUUUCUCGUCUGUGGAAACCUGUCUAUCUACACUGAGCUACAUCCGUCCAAGAAGAUGGUGACUGUGUGUUUGGCUAUGUAUGUGGUUUCUCUUUUGGGAAUCGUGGUCUCAAUUGGCUACAGGAUACCCCUCCUCCGCAGAUAUGGCUACCUUCAGUACAGAGCAGAAUACCAUUUGGAGAAUAAUUGGGCCGUUUACAGAACAGACCAGAUUUUUGGUAUUGAAGGCCUAUUGUUCACUUCCUCUCUGUGUGUGUCUGUGCUUCUCAUCUUCUUGUGUACCGUUGCACGUUUGGCUCUGAAAUCCACACACACUCAGAUUAUUGUCCAGCACAUCCCGGCACCACUGAGUGACACAACAUCAAACUAAUCUCAACCUUUUAAAGUGUUAUUCUACAAUAACUUAGAGUGGUUUUCCAGCAGCAAACCGACCGUGUGAAAGAUACAUCAUUCUGUACAGCAUAUCACAUGUGGAUGUUACACCACCUAGAGGGAGUAGAAAUGCAUUACUGAACCACAUUUAUUUGCUUUUACAUAAUAUCGCAGAUCAGAGUUGAGAAUUGUUUACCAAUGCACGAUUAUAAGCACUGCUAAAACAAUGUAUAUCACACUAAUUGAGUGCCAAAUAGGUAGUUAGCGAAUAAGUACAAGAAGACUGUCAGCUACUAUGCCUGUGUUAUAAAUGUUACUUUUCUAUGCACUGUGAAUCUACCAUACACACCGCUGAUUUUAGCUUCAAGCUAUAUGUGAUGCAAUAAAUGCAAUGUAUUGUCUUUGUUAAAUAAAUAAUAAAAUUACUGAAUUAAAA